UCCGAACUGGACAUACCAACACAAAGGAAAGAAGACACAGGUGGGGUUGGGAAACCAACGACAGAUGUGAACAAUGCAACGUCAAAGAAGAUCUCGAACACAUACUCUACUACUGCUCCAAAUUCAACUCCAUAAGAGCUGAGUUCACCAUCUUAGAAUACUGCAAACCACUUACGACCAUCCUUAAGGACAACAACGAAACGGACCUGAAAGAAAUAACAUCCUUCAUCAAAGCAGCCAAAAUCCAAAUCUAAACACAAACCACCCAACAUCCUAAAAACCCAAUCCUACGGAACACGGCAACACCAGAGGCGAGAUGGACCGUGAGCGGUCUUAGCCGUCACAAGUGACAAAACAAAGAAAAAAAAAAAAAAAAAAAAAAACUUCGAUUUAAAUCGCGUGCUUUAGCCGCUUCUGUGCUGAAUCGAUUUAUUAUUUCAAAUAUUGUGAAUAUAAAACAGUUUUAUAAAUAAAAUAUGAUAUCAAAAACGGAACCCGGUCAGUGUAAGUUGCACCAUGUGCAAUUCUAUAACCUACUUCCAAGGGCGAUUAAUUGUUUCUCAGUGAGUGAAAACCUCAGUAAGUUGGCGCUGGCGAGGGAUGAUGGAACAAUAGAAAUCUGGAAUUUGAUUGGGGCACCUUUCAUGGAAAAGUCCAUCGCCGGAUACGAGAAGGUUUCGGUGGAGGCGCUCGCAUGGGUCGGAGAUCGAUUAUUUUCCGUUGGUUUGGCCGGUACUCUGGUAGAAUGGGAUUUGCGUCUGCUGGCAGUCAAGCGUACGAUCCUGGUCACGGGUAAUGCCGCUUGGUGUCUGGAUGUUAGUAAGGAUGAGAAGAAAUUGGCUGUCGGAACAGAAGGAGGAUAUAUCAACAUCUAUAGCGUGGAGAACGAUGAAAUCAAUUAUGAAAAGAUCUUGGACAAACAGGAAGGACGAAUUAUUUGCAUCCGAUUUGACUACAGUGGAGAUUUUCUGGUGACGGGAUCGAUAGAUGCCGUACGGAUUUGGAACAUAAAGAAGGCACAUGCCGUACACAAGAUCACGACUGGUCGUGCGAGUCGUGAUAAAGAGACCAUCGUAUGGGAUGUGCUAGUAUUGAAGGAUUUCACCAUUAUUUCAGGCGAUUCACGAGGCAAGAUUAUGUUUUUCGAUGGAAAUUUAGGAACUAUUAUUGAUACCAUUCCGUCGUCGAAAGCUGAUGUUUUGUGCUUGGCUAUCGAUGAUCAGGAAAAGACACUUUAUGCGGGAGGUGUGGAGCCAGUUAUCAAGCUGUAUGAAAAAGUUGAAAUCACGAGAGCCAACGAGAAGGUAAACAGCUUUGUGCGGACAUUGAACAGAAGAUAUCACACACAUGAUGUUAAGGCAUUAAUCAUGUUCCAUAGAAAAUUGGUUUCUGGAGGAGUGGAUGGUUCGUUAAUUGUGAGUUCAUUUCCGCCUCUGACAGUGGAUAAAUAUUUGCCUUUCCUGGGAGGUCGCAGCAGCAUUAUAGCUGAGGAAAGCCGUAUGCUUUUACUGAAAUACGUCAACUAUUUGGAACUGUGGACUCUAGGGUCGCAAACCGUCGAUAGUGAGAAAAUUCUACAGAUUAGGAGCAAAUUAGAUGAACAUAUUGUAGCUUUCUCGAUAUCUUCAAAUGGGAACUGGAUUAUCUAUUCUACCGAUUCAACGGUUCGAUUGUUCCGAUUUGAGUAUCGAAUCGGUGGUCAUUCCAGGUUGAUUCGCCAGCGAACCGUUCCGGAACAGUUCGAGCCAAGCUACAGAGUUGUUUUUACCAACGAUUCAAAAGGGGUGUUCUUAUUCAAGUGCAACGGGACAAUUGACUAUUUUACCUUCAACGAAGAUGGCGAUUUCGAUCACAAGCAAACGAUUGAAACAGGAAAAUGGUUUGCGAACAGAAUUCAUCUUACCAGCAUUUCCGAAGACGAUAACUAUCUGGUUUGUGCCAGCCUCUGCGGUGCUAUAGUCGUAUUGAAGCGGGAGAAAUUCGGCAAAUGGAAACGUCUGACAACGCUGCCCAAGUAUAAGAUGCCACCAACGGCAAUCGCAAUCCAGCCUAAUUCUCCUGUACUUGCUGCCGUCUUUGCCGACCACAAAAUCUUCCAGUACGAUUUCAGCGAAUACAAAUUCACCUUCUCGUCCUACUUAAAGUUGGACAAGCUUGGGGCAUCGCUCAACAAAGCCGUCACCGGAAUUGUGUUUGACCCACGGAACGAUGAAGUGAUGAUUCUGCAGCACGAUUGCAGUCUGGUGGUGUCACAGUUCGAAGAAAGUGAAGCCGAUCACACACAGCGCAAGCGAAGGAACUCCGGGAAAGGAAGUGGAGACGAAGACGAUGGUACCAACCCGAGUCGCAGGUACAGUCUGAAGGUGCUGAAGACGUACUCGCGAUUGGUGGACAGUUGCUGGCUGGGUAACGACGAGCUGGUGGUGGUGGAAGCAAAUCCGCUUUCGAUGGUCGAACAUUUGCCGCCAGCUUAUCGAAGAAAGGUGUUCGGGACGGCGUAGGUAAUAAUGAAUAUAAAUUGUGUUUACAUAAAAAUA
This is a messenger RNA of Armigeres subalbatus, 2537 nucleotides long. RefSeq names its product U3 small nucleolar RNA-associated protein 4 homolog (gene l(3)72Dn). Gene Ontology annotation, biological process: maturation of SSU-rRNA from tricistronic rRNA transcript (SSU-rRNA, 5.8S rRNA, LSU-rRNA). The transcript is spliced from 3 exons. NCBI's taxonomy places the organism in Eukaryota, Metazoa, Arthropoda, Insecta, Diptera, Culicidae. Gene Ontology annotation, molecular function: RNA binding; protein binding. The coding region runs from base 477 to 2501 and encodes 674 amino acids. The record is from RefSeq and is a predicted model, not a curated record. Gene Ontology annotation, cellular component: small-subunit processome; 90S preribosome; t-UTP complex.